Parnassius apollo (apollo) is the source of this 399-nucleotide messenger RNA. Lineage: Eukaryota; Metazoa; Arthropoda; Insecta; Lepidoptera; Papilionidae. The record is from the annotation of a GenBank genome assembly.
AUGACGAUGGGCGGUCGCGAUGUGGCGCUGUGGUGUGCCGUGGUUGCAGCAGUGGUGACCACCGUCGCCACGGGUCCAAUGGGCGGUAAAUAUGAAAAGAUCGCACCACAACAAUUGUCACACAUCACGGCGAAACUAAGAUUACCAAGAUUUGUUAACGGUAACGACCCAAUUCCAUCAAAUCAAAUGUGCAAAGAAAACGACAAAACGUAUAAGGUGGGCGAACUCAUCUAUCGAGGAUGUGAAGAAACAUGUGAGUGCAAGGCUACCGGUGUGUUUGACUGUUCGCCGCGUUGUGACCAUUCAUACGUAAGCCGAGAAGAAAAGCUCACCGAUCCGUAUUGUCAUUUGUCGCCUGUUGACGAAUGCUGUGCUCUUAUCGCUUGUGCUUCAGGCUGA